UCUAAUGUUUGACAUUGGAAUUUACCAACGCGAAGGGAAGGUGCAGUACCGGUUGAAUGCGUGUGGCUUUACUCCGAGUGCUGUGAUAGUUUCGUUCGAUUAUUUUUUUAGAGUUAUAUAAAAGUAUUUAUUAUUAAUUAAGUGUUUCAAUGUUAUAGAAAAAAUUCAUAAAGAAAGAAUAGAAAAAGUAAUUUGUAUAUUUUCAUUAAAAAAUUAUUGAGACGAGACGAGACGAGAAGAGACGACGCGACACGACACGAUACGACGCGACACGAUUCGACUCGACUUGAUUCGUGAACUGUCGUAAAGAAUAAAAAGCAUAAAAACAUUGUGCAUUUUUGUAAGAUUCGAAGUUAUCGGUUGACAUUAUACAACAUCGUACGUAUACGAGAAGGAAUUUUCAUUUCUUUUUCAUAAAUUAUUUAAAAUAUAUUUUAAUCACUUGAAUUAUUUCGUCGCGUCGUUAGGGAAAAUUUCGCGCGUAACCUUCGUUACGCACGCACUUGGAAAAAAAGAGAGAGAGAGAGUGUGAGAGAGAGAGAGACAGAGAGGAAGAAAAGGAAAAAGAGAUAGCACAUAUAUACAUAUCCAUUUGUAGUGUAAAGAAAAGAGACAAAAAGUGUGGGACCAACUUGAGUUUAUUCGAUUACGAGAGAGAAAGAAAGAGAAAGAAGAUCGAAAGGUACGGAGCUUCAAUAUCAAUUUGAUCUUCAACGAUAAAUUACAGAAAGACGUAUCUGCACAAAUAAGAAAAAAUUAUAAACGCGGCUAAGAUAUUAAACAAAUAAAAAGGAAAAUUAAAAAGAGAAAAGAAGGCAAAAAAUCAAAUAAGAAUAUAAAUCAAAUCUAAAGGGUCUGAAAUAGAUAUCUUUGUAGGACGACUAAUUAGGGAUACGCAGAGAGUUAUAGAGGAUAUAAAAACAUUAACCAUAAGCCAUGGGUAAGACGCCAAAGAAGGCGGCCCCUGGGGGCGAUGAGAGGAAUUCUUGCGUUCGGAGAAUCAAGCCAACGACCGCGUCGUCUAAAACCUCCGAAUCCGAGAAACAGCGCGAGUCGGACUAUUCGAGCAGACCAAAGCUGAGUAAUAUUCAGAAAAAAGUUCUUCCAAGUUCUGCUAAAAAAAAUAAACUUCAUAAUACAGCAAAUAGCCUGAAUCAGUUGACAAAGAAUUUAGCUAAAGAUACAGUUAAAGAAGUUAAAGUGCAAAGUACGCUUCAGCAUUUGCGACUAGUAAAGCAAAAGAUGCAAUCUAAGUUAGAGGAAGCGGAAUCGACAAGUAGUAGUAUAUCUAUAGAGAAAGAUGAUAAGGAGGAAACCGUGAAUGAUGUAGAUAACAAGAAAGAAGAAGCUGCAACCAAAGACAGUAAUGCUAAUCAUACAACAGAUGAACAAGAUUCUACAACUAAUACAAAUAUCGAGAAAAAGACUGCCGAGAGUAUAGAUGAAAAUACAACAACGUCUACGAAAAAUGAAACUAUUAAAUCGCAGGAUAAAGAAAACGAAAAGAAAGAUCAUUUGGAAGAGAAUAACAAAGAAUGUGACGAAAAAGAGCAAGACGAGAUGCAAAUACAUUUGCGAUUGGAUGAUAGUCCUGCAAAAUCACCUGACACUACAUCAACUAUUAGUAUAAUGAACGAUGAAAAUGAAUUGGAAGAAUUACCUGUAAUACAGGUAGUAAAUGACGAUGUAAAAGAAAAGAAAAGUUCUCAAACUGAAUCGGAAGCAGGAACGGAAAGUUGUUCCGUAGACAUAGUAGAAUCUGUAACAUCUGAAUUAUCCGAGGCAUCUGAACCUCCGAGUCAGCAGGAAACUCAGAAAGAGAGAGAAAACUCUGAGCUUAAUGCAAAGAACGAAAUCUUAGGUAUUAACUAUGAUGCAUCUGUGACAUUGAAAGACGUACAAAUUAAAUUAAACGAUUGUCUUAAAGAAAAAUUAAAGCACGUUGAAGUAUGCGAAAGUGAUGAUAAUAUAUCCAACUUAUCUGCAAGCAAUACUUUUGGUAAAACUUUGCGAAAUAUUUCUGGAAGAUCUGCGAUUGAUAGAUUUCGGCAUUCGUCAUCAUAUGAUUUCUGGGUUUCUCCAAAUAAUAGUCAGUCAACAAAUAUAUCCAUGUCACAGUCACCACAAAGAGAAACGACAAAUACAAAAAUUUUACGUUACAGUACAGGAUUAUCAGACGUAAUGUCCAGUAACGGUAGUUUUGUAGAAGGAAAACGUAAAUUUGGAGAUUCUCCAGAGUCAAAUACUACUCUAAAGAAACAAAAAACGGAACAAAGUAGUUUAUUGAAUACAUCAAUGGAUAUUAUUAGGGAGUUACGUAAACCAAUACAAAUUUCGACACCAAAUAUAAGUUACAAGGUACAAUCUGAUAAAUUAAAUAUUAGUGAAAUAAAUGAUAGUAACGAUAAGUUUUUACCAACGCAUACUACUGAAGAUGGUACAAAGAAGUGGUGUGUCAUUAUGUAAAGUAAUGAAACAAAGAAAAAGAAAAAAGAAAACACAAGAAAAAAAGAAACUGAAUUAUUAUCCAUAAGUAUUUUUCUAUUCUUCGUAAAUAUUAUAGGAGAAGUAAUAAUCGUAAUUUGUAAAAUUACAUAUAACAUUUGUAAUAAUGUUUAAAGAGUUUGUCAUUUCUUCUUCUUUUUUUUUAUUUACUUAUUUAGUAUAGAGUUUAUACACGUAGAAAACAUGCAUACGCAUUUUCGUUUGUAUAUCUUGAUAAAGACAUUGCACAGUAGGAUUUACUUCUCCUAUAAAAUCUUAUAUAUAUUUAAGAGUUUAUGUCUUCUUGCAUAAGAAUAUACAAAAGAAAAAACAAAAAAGAAAAAAAGAAGAAAAUAAACAUAUACAUAGGCAGAGAAACUUUGAACAGAAAAGUUUGUAUCGAUAUGUCUAAUCCCCAAUCAUACGUUUAUACGAUUAAAAAGAAGAUAUUUUAGAUUAUAUCAAAUAGUUGAGAAGAAAGAACUGUUAUCGUAGAAAUAGAGAGUUAAAAUUAGAACCUUUUUAGAAUCAUCCGAUCGAACUUAAUACGAAUCAAAUGCAUUGCUAGAAUUUAGUUUAAAAAAAUAUAUUUAUGUUAUUAUAAAAGAGAAAGAGAGAUAGCAAAUCAUACUUGUGUCAUACAAGUGUCAUACAAGU
Messenger RNA from Polistes canadensis, 3141 nucleotides. Its product is annotated as myotubularin-related protein DDB_G0290005-like. NCBI's taxonomy places the organism in Eukaryota, Metazoa, Arthropoda, Insecta, Hymenoptera, Vespidae. The transcript is spliced from 3 exons. The record is from RefSeq and is a predicted model, not a curated record. Bases 937 to 2466 code for a protein of 509 amino acids.